Molecule: messenger RNA, 234 nt
Organism: Penicillium argentinense
Lineage: Eukaryota; Fungi; Ascomycota; Eurotiomycetes; Eurotiales; Aspergillaceae
Exons: 1
Coding region: 1-234 (77 amino acids)
Source: RefSeq, a predicted model, not a curated record
AUGCAUUUGCUUGCUCAUCGGCCAUGCAUGCGGCCACUGAGGCUUCACUCGCUGUGCCUUCCCUCCCUGAGGCCUCGCUCACUUGGGCCUUCCUCCAUCGAGGCUCGCUUCACUGAGCCUUCCCCCCAUGAGCCUUCCUCCACUGAAGCUUCCUCCAUCGAGACCCGCAUCACUGAGGCUUCUUCUAGGGAGCUUUACUUUACUGAGCCUUUGCUCACUGGCCUCGCUCACUGA